Messenger RNA from Panonychus citri (citrus red mite), 1455 nucleotides. RefSeq lists its product as uncharacterized. Bases 138 to 941 code for a protein of 267 amino acids. The transcript has a single exon. Lineage: Eukaryota; Metazoa; Arthropoda; Arachnida; Trombidiformes; Tetranychidae. The record is from RefSeq and is a predicted model, not a curated record. Gene Ontology annotation, molecular function: DNA binding.
CGCGGGUGAAUAAGAGACAAUUGUUGUUAUUGUUUGUGAACAUCUUUAUUGUUAAUUGUUGUUUCCAUUGAUUAUUUCCUACUGCUGGUUGAUUUUCUGUUUUAAUUUAACGUUUAGUGAAUAUUUAAUUCAUCAUAAUGUCCUCGCCUGAUGAUGGUCUUUCCGAUCAGAAUCAGUAUCCUGUUGAAUCGACGAAUAUGAAGUUGGUUAAAGUGGUUCCCUUGCCUCAUGCUCGUUCUGAGGUUUGGGCUUAUUUUGGAUUCAUUGCUGGAGAUGAUGGUGAAAUUCAGGAUAAAAAGAAAGUCGUCUGUAAACUGUGUGCCACUACUUUAUCGUAUUCUGGUAAUACAACGAAUCUUUUCACCCAUUUGAAAGCGCUCCAUCCGGAAGCAAAUCCAUCUAAAAUGACACCAACCUCAAAACCUAUCAGAGGAAAAAAGGGUAAAUUUAAAUUUAUUGGUUUCUCAACCGGUGACAGUGUGGAAAACGAAAAUCAAGAAUAUAUUGUACGAGGUAUAACCUUUGGUGAUUCAAGUUCAAUGCCGAUAACUUUCGUUGCUGAAGAUGAAACACCAAAUACCAGUGGAGGUGAUGGUGAACAUCCAACCGAAAUGAACACUCAAGAAGAUUAUGUACUUUCCACAUCAACUGGAUUAUCCAGUACAAUGGAAACAACGACCGAAGUGGAAACAUCUAAUGAUAUUAGUCCAGAAAAUAUUCCCUUACUUUCGUGUGACGAUAUAACCAAUGCAAUUGUCAAUAUGUUGGUGGAAGACUGUAGACCAAUUUGUUUAACCCAAGGAAAAGGAUUUACCGCUUUAAUCAAAUUUUUAGCUCCUGGUUACAAGAUUCCGGAAGAACUCAAACUGAAAUCAUUGGUUAAAAAACGACACAAAGAAAUUCAAAGAACAUUAAUUUUAAGAGGUCUCGAUGAUGAAUAAUUAGUUAAUUAGUUAAACAAUUAGUAAUCAUGGAUAAUUUAAUAAUAAUUACCAGUUUUCACUGACAAUGCCUGUAUCACCAUCAGCGACUAGUGUUAAUCAUCACCAGAUCUACUUAUUAUUAUUAUUUUUUUUUGAUUCGACUGAAAAUAUUUAUACAAUGAAUCUUUCUCUCUCUCUCUCUUUCGCACUCACACUAAUCACUCUUAUAUACAUUAUCAUUCAUCAUCUUCAUCAUCAUAACUGCUACCAUUAUCUUCACCCUAUUCCAUUACAAUUAUCAUCAACAUUACACUUUCUUUUUGUAAUUGUAAUAUACAAACGGAUUCAUCAAUUAACUACAAUUAACAAAUCAUAUUGAAAAACAAUUGUAACAAAAAAAAGCAAAAUAAGCUCAUAAAAUUUGUAUUUUAACAGAUUAAUUAAUGUAAAACAAGUAGCGAUCAAUUGUCAAUUGUUUUACAUGAUUAAGGUAAAAUAAUAUACAUUAAUUGUAACUAAUUAACUCUGUAAA